AUGGUAUCUCGUUUUACGACGACGAAAUUAAUAAAACCAGUGACAUUGAAACAGCUGGUUCAAUUCGGUCAGCCUCCUUUGAACACAGCAACCUUGCUUGAUUCAGCACGAUACACUAAAUCUGAACUUCCUGUCCGACUUGCUAGGAGGGUGAAGGCUUUUCAAAAUCUUCCCUUUAUUGUAGGCACCAACCCAUACAUUAUGAAUGUAUAUAAUCUAUAUUGUAACUCAUUCAACGUGAUCAGGAAUUUCCCUGAAAUCAAUGAUGACGAAACGGAUAGGGAAUUUACGCAAUUAUUGAAGCAGACAGUCAAUUUGCACGCAGAAAAUAUUCCAACACUAGCAAGAGGUUUCCAGGAAUGUAAAAAGUACAUGUCGAAUGAAGCCAUCAAAAGAUUUUUAGACGACCUAAUUCGCGCUCGCAUUGGUAUCCGUCUUAUCGCCGAACAACACAUCGCUUUACAUGAAAGAUCUGAUCCAAACUUUAUUGGCAUAAUUGACGCUCGCACCCAUCCUGAGAAUUUGAUCCGUACUAGAGCAGACUUUGUUCAAAGUCUGUGCGAAGUGCAUUAUGGAUCUUUUCCCGAAAUAUGUAUAACUGGUCAGACGGAUACACGUUUUGCCUACGUGCCUGUGCAUUUGGAGUAUAUCAUUGCUGAAAUAUUAAAGAAUGCUUGCAGAGCUACGGUUGAGCUGAGCCAAAAGAUCGGCAGAAAGGAUCAUCCUGCGAUUGAAGUUACUAUAUCGCGUGGGAAGAGUAAUAUUGGAAUUAGAGUGAGAGAUCAGGGAGGCGGGAUUUCUGCAAAGGAUCUGCCGUCAAUAUUCGAGUACUCCUAUACUACUGCCAAACAAGAGAAUUAUUCUGGGAAUGUGUUGGGAUCUGUUACCACUAUGAGCAUGCAAGCCGGAUUUGGUGGGCCGAUCGCUGGACUCGGUUAUGGGUUACCGUUGGCAAGGUUGUAUGCUGGUUACUUUGGUGGAUCAAUGAAUCUCGUAUCAUUGAACGAUCAUGGAUGCGAUGUGUUUGUGAAAUUAAAGCAGAUUAAUGAAAUAUUGGACGAAGUGGAGAUUUAA
Molecule: messenger RNA, 1074 nt
Organism: Paraglomus occultum
Lineage: Eukaryota; Fungi; Glomeromycota; Glomeromycetes; Paraglomerales; Paraglomeraceae
Source: the annotation of a GenBank genome assembly